GUCACAUUGUUACCAGGUGGGAUGGUUAAAUUAAAAAAGGAUUGACAUUAAUCUGUCUAAGCAGACACUGUUGUCAUUAUACAAUCAAAAACUAAAUGGACAUGAUUGGAUGAAGGUAUUUGUUUGGACGAAUGUCUUACUUGAACAUGUAUGACCUCAAACUCACAUGGCUGUCAGAUUCAUAACAGUGGGAGGUUAUUCCCCACUCAGCCACCAGAUGUCAGUCAUAAUUUCAUAAAGACUGUUGCCCAGUUAUGGAAACUUGGGCUGUUAGGAAAAGAGGAGCUCAUGUUGCACAACUGCGCCUGCACAGCUCAACAUAUUUACGCAGUUAAGUUGAUUUUAAUCGAUGGAUUCCUUUGGGAUUAUUAGAUUUUAAGCGUAUAAAAGACCAAUGCACAUGCAAAUGCACAUGUUUUAUUAUGCACUGUAUUGUCACGCAGAUCACGAAGUCAGAAUGACAAAGCAAAUGUACUUCCAUAUCGUGCAAAGCCAUCACUCAGUGUGACCAAACAAACAAACAAAGCACAUGACAGAGAGAGACGUUGGAUUUCUUUGGAACCAAUUGUAAAACACGGGUAGUUUCGGUGCCGCCCUCGUCUCAGCCCUGCUAUAAAGACUGUGACGCAACGUUGCCAACAACAAAUGCUUCCAACGCUUGUGCACAGAUCCACUGAGGGAAUAUUCAAAGCGCUGGACUACUGUCACGCUUUUCUCACUGGGAUUUAGUUUUGACUUGCAAACAUGAUUCCAGAGGAGAGCUAUGGAUCCAUUGAGAACAGGAUGCAGUCUGUGGGUCUGGCUCUGGAGGAGUUGCUGGUGACAGCUCAGAAACAAGACUGCCUGACUGUUGGCAUUUAUGAAUCAGCUAAACUUCUUAACGUAGACCCAGACAGUGUGGUGCUGUGUGUUCUGGCAGCCGACGACAGAGACGAUGCAGACGAUGUGGCACUGCAGAUCCACUUUACUCUGCUACAGUCCUUCUGCUGCGACAGCGGCAUUACCAUCCUGCGAGUCUCAGGACUUCAGAGGCUCCAGCAGCUGCUGGGUGCUGUGGAUGCAAACAGAAAUCAGGAAGAGAAUGGAGACCUUCACUGCAUGCUGGUUACGAACCCCCAGGCUGACCACUGCAGACUCCAAGAGGUGGGGACCUACUGCCAGGAGAGUCGACGCAUUGACCAGUGGGUGCCUGAACUGGUCCUGCAGGAACGCUGAGGGUCUAGCACCAGCAUACACCAACAAACAGGAGCUUUCUGGGUUCAGAUGAACUGAAGGAUCCAUUGUUGCUCAUGCAGGGACGGCCUGGAGCAGACUGGGAUGGGCUAUCCUGACUGAUGACAAGCAGGAACCAGGGACUUCCUCUCAGCGACUAGUGAAACAGUCAGAGUGGAGAACGGUUUACAAAAUCUGCUUUGUGCAAAAGAUACAGACAGAAAAGCAGAUUCACAUCCAGGUCACAUUGUUUUUACAUCGUCCGUAAAUCUAAGCUUCUAUUUUGUGCUUCUCUUUGGCUACAAUACAAUGUUUUUGGGGUGUGACAAUCAAUAACAGGAGUAGUAGCAUUGAAAGAAACGUGUCCACACCCCGAUUAGUACCUGGAAGACCUGUGUGUUUGGACUGGACAGGAAUGCUGUAAUGAAACUGUGCCCAACAUUCCUGUGUAUUCUGUCAUGGGAGAGUCCUUGGAGAAAAGGCGUGUGUGAAUGUGUGGUAUGCGUGCACAAUACUUGUGUCUUUCUUUAGAAAUGACUGGGCGGGCAGCGUGUGCGUUCUUGAAAUGAGCAGCUGAACCUGCGGAGGAAUCGUCACCAUGGAAACUGAAAUGGAAAUGAUGUUCAAGUUAAAGUCACACAGGGUUUAUUGGCAUUUCAGGGCCAAAAAUAAACCGAGGGGGGGCAAUGGACAUGAUGUUUCUGGUCAGAGGAAGAUACAGAGUGAGCAGAAUAAUGAACUGUGUGUGAUCUGAUGGAAAAAUGUCGGCUGUAAAUUCACAUUGUGCUGCAAAAAAAAACACAGUCAAUAUCUUUGUGCCUUCAGGAGUGCUGCUUUUUAUGAUCAAAUGCUGUUAAAAUAAUAUAAACAGUGCUACACUAGUAACUUAUUGAUUGUAUCAGUUGUUUGUGUAGCUAUUUAUGAUCUGUGCUCUGUUAACUAAGUCAAUAAAUUAUGAGUUCCUAAGUGUU
Molecule: messenger RNA, 2183 nt
Organism: Epinephelus lanceolatus (giant grouper)
Lineage: Eukaryota; Metazoa; Chordata; Actinopteri; Perciformes; Serranidae
Product: growth arrest and DNA damage-inducible protein GADD45 beta-like
Biological process (GO): regulation of cell cycle
Cellular component (GO): cytoplasm; nucleus
Source: RefSeq, a predicted model, not a curated record